AUGUCAACCAUAGCAUUGUUCUUCAUCCCAUUAUUUCCUAUCAUUUUUCAUUCCAUCUCUGCCGAUGAAGACGAAGGCAUAAUGCUACCACAUGAAUCGUCUAUUGCUAAUAGUGGCAAUAGCAUUUUAAAAACUAUGAAGUAUGCCAAACUUAUUAUAACUAUAUUGGGUAUUUCAAUACUUCUGGGAACGGUUGUUGUUGCCCUAUCAAUAGCAACGCUUGUGAAAGUAAACCAGAAAGGCGACGAAGUCUUAUACAACGCCGAAAAAUCCAUCAUCACUUCAAAAGCAGCUCAACCAUCCUUCGAGUCUACAUUGGCAGCAUCGAUUCGUAUUGAUGAAGUCAUGACUUACCUCAACGAAUUACAACGUAUUGCCACUGCUUCCAAUGGAACUCGAGCUGUUAAUACACCUGGAUUCAAUGCAACAUUAGACUACAUUGUCAACUAUUUAACUGCAAACACAAACUACAAGGUAAACAAAAAUUAUUUCGAUGUUAGGAAUUUUGCACUUGCAACUAAACCAAUACUUAUUUCAUCAAUAAAUGGUGUCAAAAAAUCUUAUAACUACUCGACUGAUAUCUCCACCGCUGAUUUUUAUCAUGUAAAAUUUUCCACUUCAGCCAAUUUUUCGAAUAAUAUCCAGCUUACAGCUAUACCAAAUGUUGGUUGCACCGACGAUGAUUGGCUAAAAGCCCUGCCAUCGCCAGAGGGUCGCGUGGCACUUCUCAAACGUGGAAUGUGUACCUACCGAGACAAAGCAAAAUAUGCGACUAAAUAUAAAGUAGCUGCAAUUUUAUUCUUUAAUGAUGGUAUUUCACCGGAUAGAGUUUCACCUCUGGAAGUUAAUCUUGCUCAAGAUAAUGCCAUACCUGCUCUUUUUCUAUCAUUUUCUGUUGGUCAAUCACUAGCCAAUGCAGCUCUGAACUUAUCAACAAAUGCCAAUGUGCAAUUGACUAUUGAUACAAAAGACCUGCCAAAUUUUCCCGUAGGAAAUAUUUGUGCAGAUACUCCAACAGGUGAUCCAACACAGACGAUUGUCAUUGGAAGUCAUAGUGACAGUAAAGCAGCUGGCGCCGGUAUCAAUGAUAAUGGUAGUGGUACUGCGGCGAAUCUAGCUCUUGCUGUAACUCUUGCUCGUCUUUUUCGAUCACCAACCUAUCCAAGAUAUAAAUAUCGAGUCCGUUUUUGUUGGUGGGGUGCUGAAGAAUUAGGCCUGCUUGGCUCAAAUUACCAUGCUAGAGAGGCCAAGAGCGCAAUUGUUGUUGGUGAACGCCUUUCUGAUUAUUUAGUGAAUCUCAAUUAUGAUAUGCUUGGUUCUUCUAAUUAUAUAUUUGGUAUCUAUGAUGGACGUACAGCUAAAAAUGAUACCCCGCCGAAAGCUCUUCCGGGUAGUAAUCAAGUUACAGCUUUGUUCCGAGAUUGGUUCAUUCGAAAUAAGUUACCAUGGGAUUAUACAGAUUUCAGUGGUCGAAGUGAUUAUGCUGCGUUUCUAGCAGAAGGAAUCGUCGCUGGUGGGUUAUUCUCUGGCGCUGAUGAUAUGAAAACGCAACAGGAACGUGAUCGUUAUGAUAAAAUGUUGGGUCAAGGUUUAGGAGGUAUAUCGGGAAUAACCCAUGAUCCAUGUUACCACAAAGCUUGUGAUUCAAUACAGAAUAUCAAUUUGUUCGGCUAUGAGAAGAUGGUUCAAGCAGCUGCUUAUGCUUUAGAAUUUUUAGGACGACAAGAUGAUUUAAAAGCCUGGCUCUAUCCAGCUAGGGGCACGCAUUGA
This is a messenger RNA of Rotaria socialis, 1770 nucleotides long. Lineage: Eukaryota; Metazoa; Rotifera; Eurotatoria; Philodinida; Philodinidae. The record is from the annotation of a GenBank genome assembly.